Zea mays is the source of this 1943-nucleotide messenger RNA. RefSeq lists its product as uncharacterized. Gene Ontology annotation, biological process: regulation of response to reactive oxygen species. The record is from RefSeq and is a predicted model, not a curated record. The transcript is spliced from 9 exons. Lineage: Eukaryota; Viridiplantae; Streptophyta; Magnoliopsida; Poales; Poaceae. The coding region runs from base 1 to 1077 and encodes 358 amino acids.
AUGGCUGCUGAUCUGGGAGGGAGGGACCAGGCAGCCAGGCUGCAGCGAGCGGUGGCAAACAACCAGCUGGUCAGGCCACGCUUGGUGCUGGUGGUGUGCUGCACCGCAUGCCUAAACGAGGCGUUGGCCGUCGGUGUACGUACUCGGGGCCGGAAGCCGGAAACGAAGGAGAUAGCAGCUCCAGCAGGCUCCUCCCUGUCUCUGAUGCGUGCCGUGCGUUGCUCGCUCGGCGCCGCCCGUCCGCGUUGCGUCCGGUCCUCCUCCUCCGUGGUCGGCUCCGCCUCCAAUCCCCUCCCUUCUUCGACGAUGCGAGCACACCCGCUCAUCCUCUUCGUACCUGCACCGCCACCUCAUCCUCUUCCUCGCCGCGUCGACACCCACCGCACUCUCUCCCUCCCCGUGCAGGCGCCGCUACCCUGUUGCCGCGCCCGCACCUCCUUCCCCAUCCGCGCCCGCCGCGGCUCCUCCGGCAGCUCCGCCACGCGCCCAACUGCAACCUGUCUGCACGGCCACCGCUGCCUGAUUAAUCCAGUAUCAGUCAAAAUAUUCGGGAAGGAUUGCUUGAAGUAUUAUGGAGUUUAUGAAAAGGAUCCUGACAAAGUGCUUCAAGCAAUGGUUCAAAUGGAUGUCCUUGUUCCUACUGGAGAUAUGACUGCUGUCAGAAGAACCGCUCAAUUUUUCCUUAAUAGCUUUCAAGAGCGCCUAACAGCACAAAGGAAGGAGAGAGAAAUGACAACCGCAGAACUGGGAUUCAAAAAGCAAUUAACUAAGGAGGAGAAGUUUGAAAGGAGGAAGCAGAGACUUGCUGCAAUCGGAGAGGAUCUUUUGGCGAUUGCUGCUGAUCAACCAUUUCGCUUCCUUGCCACAUUUACAUUUGUGGUCAGAGCAUUCUCAGUUCUAGAUGGUAUUGGGAAAGGCCUUGAUCCUAGGUUUCAUAUUACAGAGAUUGCUAAGUCAUAUGCCAAGGAAUUGCUAAGGUUUAAUGACGCUGGUGUUGAAAUAGUUGUGAAGGCAAGUUUCAACAUUUGGUCAAAGCUGUUAACCUAUCUCUAUGAUAGCACAUCUCCUAAGGGUUAGGGCUUGUUUGGCUAGGAGCAGAUUGAAGGGGAUUGGAGGAGCCUAUUAAGCAUUGAACAAUUUACCCAUGCUUGUUUCCUAUUCUUUGGUCGUGAUAACAUUUGCAACCAUGAAUAGUACAGAUUGCUUUUCCAGGUGUGUGAAGAGACAUGUGUAUUCCUCCUAUGAUGAAUUCCUCAGGCUCCAUGAAGGUAAGCCUGUCUUAAUGGGCUUGAUUGUUGAACCUGACUUAGUACUUUUAUCCAUGUCACGGCAUUGAACCAGACAGUCACUCAUGUCCUUAGGAUAUUAAUGGUAUACAUCAACAAUUCAUUCUAUUUUAAUUGCUUGCAAAACUUUUUUGGCCCUUCAGAUGAGUUCCACGCAUCAAGAAGUCAAGAAUCCAGGAGGCCUAAAAUAGGUAAACUUGUUGUUAUAUCUUUUGUGCUCUCAGUAGUCGCCUAUUACUUGUUUUAAUUAGUUGAUCCAUGUGCAGUGUAUCAAUUUGUCUUAGUAUUUUUAUUCGUGGGGAUGCCUGACUCGAAUGAACUCAUGUUCAACACUGAGCAACCUACUUAUAAUUUUGGAGCCUAUAAAAAUUCUAAGCUAAGAAAGGUAAUAAAAAGGAACGAUAUUAUAGUCACAUCAUCUGAACAACAGUGAAGGGAAGGGAGGGAUAGAUGGUCUGAAUGCCUAUAAAUGUCGUUCCCUUGGUCUGCUUCUUAAAUUUGAAACCAAGAUACUAUAGUCAAAUACUUCUAAACUUGAAGCCUGUAAAUUGGAAUCACCAAGUUAAAUAAGAACAGGGGUAACUAUUCAUAGCUCAGAUGGUUGUCAUCCAAUACGUGCGCUAAGGCACAGACAGGUGAGGUUGCAUAUUCAAUCCC